UGUCACCUUUGAAAUAUUGGAUAGAAGGAAGAAGUAGAAGCUGAGGGCUGAUAGCUGAACAUAGUCGACAAAGAACUGAAACCACCUUAACUCUGAUAAUCAACAAACGCUGCCAUGAGUUCAACAGCAAACCAGAGCUCACAAGUCCCAGUGGGCUUCAACAAGAGGUCCAGAGUCCCUGGCGUUACGAUAACUCAGUUUGUUGACCCACUUCCUGCAGGAAAGUCAACACCUGAUUUUGCCCGGAAAACGAUGAAUGUGACUGCUCAAGAGGGUAAAAAGGCAGUUUUCAAAGCUAUGGUGAGUGGAGAGCCAGCACCAACUGUGACCUGGGGGCGUAAUAAAGGCGAAGUCGAAGACCCACAAAUAUACAAGAUCAAAUACGAUGAAAGAGCUCGAGAGCACAUUCUUGAGAUACACAAAGUGAAACCCAUCCAUGCUGACACUUACAAGUGCUUUGUUACCAAUGAGUACGGAAAGGCCGUCUCCACUGCCACUCUCACCGUUCUCACAGGUGGCAUGAAGAAGAACAACCAUGCAGCAAACGGACAGGCGCAGGACUUCAGAUCGAUGCUUAAGAAAACAGUUGUCACCAGAAAAAAGCAACUCCCACCAAAGAAAGAAGGAGAAAUUGAUCCUAAACUCUGGGAACUGCUUCUCAGUGCACCAAAGAAAGACUAUGAAAAAAUCUGUUUGGACUUUGGUGUUACUGACUUUCGCUGGAUGCUGAAGAGACUAAAUCAGAUGAAAAAGGAAAGGGAGGAAGAACAGGCAAAGGUUGUGGAGAAUCUGGACAAUGUGAAACAAAUUGAAGUAAAACCAAAUGGGAGAGCUGAAUUUGGCUUCGACAUGAAACUAUUGGAUCCUAACAGUGCCAUUCACUUAUAUAAGGAUGGGACAAUGGUCCCAUAUGGCUAUGAUGAAAAUUCGAAACCCUGUCUGAAGAAAGAAGGGACAAAGUAUGUUUUCACCAUGAAAGACCUUCAACCAGAAGAUGCGGGUUUUUACCAGGUUGAUGUUGAGGACGCAAAUGUUCUCACAACUGACUUUCAGGUCCCUAAUGUGGAGUUCACAACCAAGAUCAAGGAUGUGAAGGCCGUUGAAAGUGAGGACGCCAUCUUUGAGUGUGUCUUGUCAACGCCCCUCAACAGAAUCACUUGGUCAAAAGGCAACUCAUCACUUGAACAUGGGGACAAAUAUGAGAUCACCGUCUCAGAGGACAAACUAACUCACAUGUUAAGAGUAAAAGAUUGUGGAAUGGAUGAUACGGGAGCAUAUUAUGCCAUUGCUGGUAUUAAUUCCAGUAGUGCCUCUCUCACAGUGGAAGCUGAUCCAAAUCGUCGUAAAGGCAAAACUGGUGACCAAGACGGUCUCUCUAAAGCAGCACUGCAAAAAGAGAAAGAUGACUUGGAUACUAAGGGAGAUGGAAAAGAUGGUUCUGGUGAUGGAACUGAUGGAGACAAGAGUGAUGGAGAUGGAAAGAAUAAGAACCUCCUGGGAGAUGGAGAUGGAGAUGGAAAGAAGAAGAAGCGAUCACGAACUGGCCCUUUGGUUCCUGACACUGUCGUAGAUCGAGGUGUUCAGUUUGUCAGUGGGCUGUCAGAUACCGCUGCUAAUGUUGGAGAACGUGCAGAGUUGUCCUGUAAACUGAGCAGCGACACCUCAGAGGGACGCUGGUAUAAGAACGGGAAGCUGCUAACGAAUGGGGAUGGAGUCACGAUUAUCAAAGAUGGAGCCUGUCACAGACUGAUAAUCGACUGCUGCAAUAAAGACGAUGCUGCUGUAUAUCGCUUUGAAGCUGAAGGACGCAAAUCAGAAGCAACACUAAAUGUUGAAGACCCACCACACAUUGACCCUGAUGCUUUGGGAAAAUUCACAAAGCCAGUCAUAAUAAAGGCAGGUGAAAACGCUGAGUGGAAGCUGCCAUUCUCAGGUGGGGCACCAAUGACUAUACAGUGGUACAAGGAUGACGAAGAGCUGCAGCCUGGCCUCAAUGUGAAGAUCGACAUAUCGGAUACCGAGAGCCAACUGCGCCUCAUGAAGUGUCAAAGGAAAGAUUGUGGAGAGGUCAAAAUCAAAAUAAAAAAUGAAUAUGGUACAAGAGAGGCAAUUUCCAAACUGAUUGUACUGGAUAAGCCAACGCCCCCACAAGGCCCUGUGGACAUUAUGGAAAGUGCUGUAACAUCUGUGGAGUUCAAGUGGAAACCGCCAAAAGACAGCGGUGGAUGCCCAAUCACAAACUAUAUUAUAGAGCGCCAGCAAGUGGGGCGAAAUAAAUGGUCAAAUCUCGGUGAGAUCCCUGGCAGCAACCCAAGUUACAAAGAUUCAGAUGUGGACCCUGGAAGGAGAUACUGCUACCGGAUCAGAGCCAAGAAUGCAGAAGGCAUCAGUGAUUACCUGCAGACUGAGGACAUAGCAGCUGGUGUAUUACGUUAUCCUGGUGUACCGGCAGCACCCAAAGUGGUCAGCGCCUUUAAAGACUGUAUCAAUCUAUCAUGGUGUCCUCCAUGUGACACUGGAGGAACCAAAAUAGUGGGAUACAAUUUGGAAAAGAACAAGAAGGGCACUAAUUACUGGAGCCUUAUCAACCAAAAUGGGCCAAUUACAGACACAAAGUAUGCAGUGAAAGAUGUCUUUGAAGGAGCAGCGUAUGAAUUCCGAGUGUCUGCUAUUAACCUGUCUGGUACAGGAGAUCCCAGUAUUCCAUGUGACACAGUUAUUGCAAGAGAUCCAAUGAAACCCCCAGGCAAAGUCAUAGACUUGAAAUUAACAUCCUCCACUUACACCACAUUUUCGCUGGCUUGGACUAAACCUAAGGAGGUGCAGGGGGUGGAGGAUGAAGCCCAAGGCUACCAUGUGGAGAUCAGACCAAUAGAGAGCCUUGAAUGGACCCGCUGUAAUGCCAUCCCAAUUACUAUAACUUCCUACACUGUGCUUGGCUUGAAGGCCAUGGCCUCAUACUGGGUGAGAGUAAUUGCCACCAAUUACGGAGGUGAUGGAGAACCUCAAGGCUUUGACAAUUACAUCAUCGCCAUGCCCCCUCCUGUAAAGCCAAAGUUUACAGACCACAAAAUGAAGACCUUCGUGGUGGUGAAAUCUGGAAACACUGUUCGUCUCAACAUCAACUUCGAGGCCUCCCCACUGCCUGAGAUUUCUUGGGUAAAGGAUGGUAUUCCUGUGCCCAAACAUGUAACUAUCACCAACCAUGAUAAAGGUUCUCAGCUGUUGAUUCCCACAUCGGAGCGGUCGGACUCUGGCAUAUACACCAUCACUGUCAGGAACAUGGUUGGUCAGGAAAGCUUCAGUAUUGAAAUCAGAGUUACAGAUGAUCCGAGGCCUCCAGGCCCAGUGGAGCUGAAUCAGAACAUCCCAGGAACAGUGACUCUGUGCUGGGCUUCCUCUCCAGAUGAGAAGAGGGAUGACAGGCUGCACUACAUGGUGUCAAAGCGAGACUCUUUCAAACGCACAUGGAGGACAGUGGCAGACAACCUCUUUAACAAUAAGUUCACUGUUGUCAACAUCCUGCCGGGACGGGAGUAUUACUUCAGGGUGUUUGCGAAAAAUGACAUGGGUCUGUCACCUCCUUCUGAGUCCCCUGUGUUUGGAACCAAAAAAGAAAAAGGACAGUUUAAAGUAAACAUGCCAGAGAUGAAAUCCUUGGACUUUGAGGCCCCUCCGUCCUUCAUUGUUCCCCUGAAGAGGCGUACAGCUCCUCAGGGUUACGAGUGCUACAUGAGCUGUGCAGUUCGAGGCAACCCAGCUCCACGGGUGACGUGGUACCGCAACAACAUCAGCCUCAACACAAACACCAACUACCACAUCACAAACGUAUGUGGAGUGUGCUCCUUGCUCAUACUAAGAGUUGGACCCAGAGACAACGGAGAGUACAAGGUUGUCAUAGACAGUAAGCUGGGGACAGCAGAGUCAUCGAUGUCCCUGAAUGUCAGAGAGUGAAGAAGAGCUGAAGCUGCUGGACAGAAGCUGAACUGACCGGUGUCUAACUUUGUUUAACAAAAUUUCGUGACAGCUUGUACCGAUAUAGAUUUUUACUCUAUUUCCUAUUAAAGCGAUGCACCAGUAUUUACCCUUAGCCUAAAAUCAUGCUUUUAAGCACACAAGGCAUUUACUAUGAUGCUUCCAUCCACUGAAGAUCUGUGCAACCAUCAUUGAAACUGGACAGCUACAUUACAGGAAAGAUUUGGUAUUUUUAAAUAGUAGUUAUUGCACAAGUAGCUUUAUAUAGUGUUUUGGUUCGGGAAAGUUCCUGAUAAGUGAAAAAAACACAACGCAAGAGAGAUUUUGUGAAUGCUUUGCUAUCACACAAAGAGGGCGCUGUUACUGUUUGUGGCACUUUGCAUUAAAUUAAUAAAAGACAGACUUUGG
Molecule: messenger RNA, 4383 nt
Organism: Amphiprion ocellaris (clown anemonefish)
Lineage: Eukaryota; Metazoa; Chordata; Actinopteri; Pomacentridae
Product: immunoglobulin-like and fibronectin type III domain-containing protein 1
Exons: 24
Coding region: 115-3954 (1279 amino acids)
Molecular function (GO): protein binding
Source: RefSeq, a predicted model, not a curated record